This is a messenger RNA of Debaryomyces hansenii CBS767, 786 nucleotides long. RefSeq names its product Cox11p (gene COX11). Gene Ontology annotation, molecular function: copper ion binding. NCBI's taxonomy places the organism in Eukaryota, Fungi, Ascomycota, Pichiomycetes, Serinales, Debaryomycetaceae. The transcript has a single exon. The record is from RefSeq and is a predicted model, not a curated record. The coding region runs from base 1 to 786 and encodes 261 amino acids. Gene Ontology annotation, cellular component: mitochondrial inner membrane.
AUGUUUAAAGCUGGUAGAAUUGGGUUGUUCGUAAGAUCACCAGCUGUUUAUAAAAAUGAUAUUUCUCUGUUGAGUAUUAGAAGGUUACAUCUUACUCCAAAAGCAUUCCAGAAGCUGAAUAAUCAACUGAGAGAAUUCUAUCGCCAGAAACUUCAAGAAGCAACUAAUGAUAGACAUGAAAAAGCCCGUUUUAAGAAUAGAACGGCUGCUUAUUACACUGCAUCUGUUAUUGUUGUUUUCUUAGCAGCCGGAUUUGCGGCAGUACCGCUUUACAGAGCAAUCUGUCAAAGGACAGGAUACGGUGGAACACCUAUCACUGAUUCUACUAGGUUCACCCCGGAUAAACUUAUUCCGGUUGAUACUAAUAAGAGAAUAAGGAUUCAAUUUACAUGUCAGGCAUCGGGUAUUUUACCUUGGAAAUUUACUCCUCAGCAAAGAGAGGUCUACGUUGUGCCAGGUGAGACAGCUUUGGCUUUCUAUAAAGCAAAGAAUAUGUCAAAGGAAGAUAUAAUUGGUAUGGCUACAUAUUCUGUUACCCCUGAAGUAGUUGCCCCAUACUUUAACAAAAUUCAGUGCUUCUGUUUUGAAGAACAAAGGUUAAGUGCGGGUGAAGAAGUUGAUAUGCCUGUUUUCUUUUUCAUAGAUCCCGACUUUGCUAAAGACCCUCAAAUGAGAAACAUAGAAGAUGUCGUAUUGAAUUACUCAUUUUUUAGAGCCUCUUAUAGUGAUGGUGAGUUGGCUGCGAUUCCAAUUGGAACGGUUGAAAUGAAAGCUUCAAUUCAGUAA